AAGCUCGAUCGGCUUAUCUCCGAAUUCCAAUCCAUCUCCAACCCAACCGACCGAUUGAAGCGAUUGUUUCACUACGCUACUUUGCUUCCUCCAUUUAAUGAUUCGCUGAGAAAGGAUUCCAAUCGAGUUAUGGGAUGUACAGCCCAGGUUUGGUUGGACGUGAUGAUGGAAGGUGAUGGGAAGAUGAGGUUUAAAGCGGACAGUGAUUCGGAGAUUACAAAAGGGUUUUGCUCAUGUUUGAUUUGGGUUCUUGACGGGGCACCGCCGGAGGAGGUGUUGGGUUUGAAAACGGAAGAUUUGGGGGCUUUGAAUGUUGGUGGAUUACAGGGUCGGAGUAAUUCUAGGGUAAAUACUUGGCAUAAUGUUUUGAUUGGUAUGCAGAAGAGGACUAAAGCUCUGGUUGCAGAGCGAGAGGGGAAGCCACCAAGUGAGCUGUUUCCAUCUCUGGUUAUUACUGCAGAUGGUAUGGAUGCCAAGGGAAGCUAUGCUGAAGCUCAGGCAAGGUUUUUGUUACCUGAUGAGUUGAAGGUUCAAGAACUUGUCAAUGUGCUAAAAGAAAAGAAAAUUGGUGUUGUUGCACACUUUUACAUGGAUCCUGAGGUCCAAGGUGUCUUAACUGCUGCCCAGAAGCACUGGCCUCACAUCCAUAUAUCUGAUUCGCUGGUUAUGGCAGAUUCAGCUGUCAAGAUGGCAAAAGCUGGUUGCCAAUAUAUUACAGUUCUAGGUGUUGAUUUUAUGUCCGAAAAUGUGCGUGCAAUCCUUGAUCAGGCUGGCUUCUCAGAGGUAGUCUUUUCCUCUUCUUUUCAUGUCUUCUUAUUUCAUCACUUUGUCAGUUAUAGAUCCAAUUCUAAAACAGUGGGCACAGUUUUCAUGUUAACAGAGUAAAAAGUGCUACUUGGU
Molecule: messenger RNA, 900 nt
Organism: Camellia sinensis
Lineage: Eukaryota; Viridiplantae; Streptophyta; Magnoliopsida; Ericales; Theaceae
Source: RefSeq, a predicted model, not a curated record